This is a messenger RNA of Pangasianodon hypophthalmus (striped catfish), 2597 nucleotides long. RefSeq lists its product as uncharacterized. The record is from RefSeq and is a predicted model, not a curated record. Bases 104 to 1927 code for a protein of 607 amino acids. The transcript is spliced from 16 exons. NCBI's taxonomy places the organism in Eukaryota, Metazoa, Chordata, Actinopteri, Siluriformes, Pangasiidae.
GACACACACACACACACGCACACGCACGGUCAUCACAUCACUGUCCACUUCCACAAAAUUAACUUUAACAAGAAGACCCGAAAGUUGGGCUCUACGUGGAACUAUGGACGUUGAAUCCAGAAUGCUGCUGUUGCUGAUCCUGUUGUUGAAUAUUACAGUUUCAGUAUCAGCUAUCCAGCACGUGAAAGUGUCAUGCCGUAAUGAGAUCUGUGCUCUGAAGGAGUCAUCUGUAAACCUGAAGUGUUCGUACUCAAAUAUCAACAUCACCACUGGCUUCUGGUUCAGCCUAAAGGACAAAGCUAAAUGGAGGAAGGAGGAACAGCCAGAGGACUUAGCUUUAGACUCAGACUAUGCAGGACGUGUGAGCUACACAGAGAUGACAAACUUCAGCUCGACUCUUACAAUAACAGACCUGAGAGAGAGAGACUCAGGGGAAUAUCGCCUCAUGUUCUUUACGGAUAAAGGAGAGAAAUAUCUGAGCUCAGCUGGAGUUACUCUAACAGUUACAGACCUGCAGGUGACCCGUGACUCCACAGAACAAGCUCUAACCUGCCGCACUUCCUGUCUUCUGACCUCUGCUCCCCACCAGUACUACUGGUACAGGAAUGGACAAUACUUAAAGAAAUACACAGACAACAUGGAAACUUUCCCUUUAAGAAAUGCUGAAGAUGGCAGUUACUCCUGCUCUUUUCAUGGUUAUAACAAUAUUCACUCUCCUCCACUGUGUGUUAACAGGAACUGUUUGAGUGUGACCUACCCAGAGAAAAGAGUGUGUGUUUUGGAAGGGUCUUCAGUAGAAUUUGCUGGCAGUUACUCACAUCCCAGUGAUCAGCGUGUUAGUAAAGCAUUCUGGCAUUCUCAUAAGGACUUCCAGGACCUGAAGCAGGAAACGCAGUUUACUAAUCGAGUCGAAUAUGUGAACAAAAACAGAAGCUGCACUUUGAAAAUGAACCAGCUGACAAAGAAAGACUCGGGAGAAUAUUGCCUUAGAUUAGCUUAUAAUGAUAAAGGUCUCUUCUCUGGUAGACCUGGAGUGGUUCUGAGUGUUACAGAUCUGCAGGUAAGAGUGAGUCACUCUGCAGUGGCAUCAGAAGGACAGACUAGAGUAACGCUGAGCUGCAUCGCCUCCUGCACUCUGUCUAACAACCCCACUUACAUGUGGUACAAGAACGGACAGCCUGUUACUAACAAACUCACCAAACGCAACAAGCUCUACCUGAACUCCAGUGAAGAUGCAGGCGACUACUCCUGUGCCGUGAGAGGACGUGAGGAUCUCCGGUCUCCUGAACAAACUGGGACACUUUUUUCAGGUGACAAGCAGAGCUUAGAUGAGGCGUCGAAGCUUGCCGUAUGGGGAGCUGCUGCACUCGUUGCUGCUCUGCUUCUCUCUUUUCUUACUGCCGUUCUGUGCAUUAAGAGGAAGAGAGGAGCAGAGACAGACACAGACAUUCAGAGUGUUCCAAAGCCUGGAGAGGACACAUACACAGCACUGAACCCCAUGACUAUGUCCCCAGAUUAUGACACUCUGCAAAAUGUUCAAGGCUCUGCCAGUGACACUUACACAACUCUGAACCCUGCAACCAUGUCCUCUGACUAUGAUACGCUGAGGAAUGUUCAAGGCUCUGCCAGUGACACUUACACAACUCUGAACCCUGCAACCAUGUCCUCUGACUAUGAUACGCUGAGGAAUGUUCAAGGCUCUGCCAGUGACACUUACACAACUCUGAACCCUGCAACCAUGUCCUCUGACUAUGAUACGCUGAGGAAUGUUCAAGGCUCUGCCAGUGACACUUACACAACUCUGAACCCUGCAACCAUGUCCUCUGACUAUGAUACGCUGAGGAAUGUUCAAGGCUCUGCCAGUGACACUUACACAACUCUGAACCCUGCAACCAUGUCCUCUGACUAUGAUACGCUGAGGAAGUGACAUGUUCAGAUGCUUGAAACCUGUAACCACGUCCUCUGAGAGAUGUGGCUACUCUGCUCAGUGAGGAGAAGUACUCCAGAACUGAAGAAUGAUAACUAACAGUUGAGUUUGGUUUGUGACUUUACAUUCAGCAUCAUGAACAGCACAGGAAGGAUGCUCAGGGUGAGAGGUUUAGGAUUAGAUUUUAGGAUUAGAGUUAAUCAACAUUAAGACGUCACAACAAACUAAAUUCUGUCUUAAGUAUGUGUCGUUCGCUUAUGUUAUUCAGGCAGCUCCUUUGGUUUCUCAGUUGUCAUUCUGCACAUUAGUAUAUUUUAUACAUAUUGUAUAUAGCUCUACAGCUUUUCUUCAUUGUCAUCCCUUCACUCUUUAACUGACCUCUGUUCAUCUCUGGUCAUGCUAACAUCGGAUUUAAUCAGUUAAAUAAUCACUGAAUGAAUCAGUUGAUUCUGAUCUGUUGGAUAAAUUUCUUGUUACUUUCUUUUUUAUUCAUUUAACUAAACAUUUUUACAACUUUGUUUGCUGUCAUCUGAUCCAGUAUUUGUCAUUUUCAUGUGUUGUAAACUGUAGUGAAAAGCUGGAUAAUGAGAAUUCAAUUAUGUUGGAUAAAAGGUUUUUAUUUACAAAAAUAAAAUUGUGCUGGUGAAAUUUUACAAGAAUGAACACUGUA